GCGAAUGGCAGGAAAAGACGGCUGGAGUUGGGAGGGGAGGGCGCUGUCAGUUCAGAGGAGAAGCCGCUGCAACAGCCACCCUCCAGCGCCAUGCUGCUGCUUUCUUUUCUCGCUGCAUGCCUGCUCAUUUCCUCCUGGGCUCCGCGUGUCUCCUCUCCUGUCUCCUCCUUAGUUUAACACAGAGCUCUCCAGUUGGGUACCGUGACAAAACUUCACACAACACACCACCACGCCUCCUCUUUGAUUCUGGAAUAAGUCACAUUGAGAUCAGUGUGACUCCCCCAGAGCCAAGAGCUCGGGUUGAGCAUUCUUCCAUGCCUGAAGGCUUCCUUCUUGGGGAUGUGAAAGGUGAAGCCAAGAACAGCAUUACUGACUCUCAGAUGGAUGAUGUUGAAGUUAUUUAUACGAUUGAUAUACAAAAACACAUUCCAUGCUACCAACCCUUCAGUUUUUACAAUUCAGUUGGAGAAUUAAAUGAGCCAGCACUGAAGAAAAUAUUGUCAGGAUGCAAGAAGAAUGUGGUAGGCUGGUAUAAGCUGAGGCGUAAUACUGACCAAAUGAUGACUUUCAGAGAGCAACUUCUUCAUAGGCAUUUACAGUUACACUUGUCAAAUCAGGGCCUUGUGUUUCUGUUAUUAACUUCCAGUGUUACCUCUUCAAGUUCAUCUACUUACAAACUUGAAUAUGCCUUGCAUAAACCACAAGAAGGUCUUUUCCAGAAGGUUCCUCUUGUUGUUGCCAAUUUGGGAAUGGCAGAACAGCAAGGUUACCGAACUGUGUCUGGCUCUUGUAUUUCUUCUGGCUUUUGCAGAGCAAUUGCAGAACACAGGUCAGAAUUUUUCAAUGAAGAUGGGUCUCUAAAAGAGGUUCAUAAGAUUAAUGAAAUGUAUGCUACUUUGCAAGAAGAACUGAAGAAUUUAUGCAGUAAAGUAGUGGAUAGUGAAAGAUCGGUAGAGAAUCUGCUAGCAGAAGUAGAUCAACUAAGACAAGAAGCAAGGAAGAAGAAAGAACAGAUACAAACUACAGAAAAGAACAAAAAUCACUCAGAUGCACCAAAAGAGAAUAUUUUCCUUUGUCAAGCUUUGCAACACCUCUUCCCAAAUUCCGGACUGCAGACAAGCGUUGUUACUUUAAAAGGAAGGCAGAUUUCCAAGCACUGCUGCAACAUUGACCAUAAUAUCUGUGUAAUGGACCAGCUAACUUUAAUGCUUAAAGAUAGUGAUUUUCAUGAAGCUGAAACAAGGCAGGUUAUUAAACGAAAAGCUACUGUGAGUACGACAGGACCAAAGCCAUUCAAAAGGCUACGAUCCUUGCAACUACGACGAAAGCUACUUCAAGCCGACCAAGAGGAGGAUGACCAAGAAUUUGCAAAGCUUGACAGCGUUUCAGUCAGUAACACUGAAACUGAUGAGAAUAUAGUGGAGAUUCGACAUGUGCCCAAUGGGCAAUUUAUAUAUCAAGAACUAUGAAAUACAGCUUUCUGCUACUGUAUAAGAUACAGAAGCUUGAUGAUAUUUAAAGUUUGGAACAGGCGUUCUUCCCUUCUCUCUUGGUAUCUGCACUCUUUCCAAGCCUGAUUCUCGGUUUGCUAUGCUAAUUAAUAAGUAUUUGUAUUUCUUGCCAUUCUUGUAAUAGUUAUAUAAGGAUUGCAGACAAACAUUAUAAUUUCAUAAGCUUCUUGCAAAGUGUCCUUAAUGUUUACAACUGACCUGAUAAUUAUUCUUAAAUAAACUGAAAACUUUUUCCAAUUAUA
This is a messenger RNA of Hemicordylus capensis (graceful crag lizard), 1753 nucleotides long. It is a transcript of the gene ABRAXAS1, whose product is annotated as abraxas 1, BRCA1 A complex subunit. Bases 117 to 1469 code for a protein of 450 amino acids. Gene Ontology annotation, cellular component: nucleus. The record is from RefSeq and is a predicted model, not a curated record. Gene Ontology annotation, biological process: mitotic spindle assembly; protein K63-linked deubiquitination; attachment of spindle microtubules to kinetochore. The transcript is spliced from 11 exons. Gene Ontology annotation, molecular function: polyubiquitin modification-dependent protein binding; microtubule binding. Lineage: Eukaryota; Metazoa; Chordata; Lepidosauria; Squamata; Cordylidae.